CUGUGCAGGAGGGGUAGACCGUUAGCAGGGGCACUUUUAUCGUGGGUUCAGGUUUCCGCCCGGCGCUGUGUGACUGGUGCACACUUCCGGCCGUGUCCGGUGACGGCUUUGUGUGGGAUAUUUGGCACUGAAGGAAACAUGGACAAGUUGGAAGGUUACUACUUCUCUGCUCUGUUCAGUGGAUGUUUUCUGCUGUCCAGCUUCCUAUUUUCUAAAGUGACCCGAGAGCAGCGGGACCCGUAUAUGGAUGAAAUCUUCCACAUCCCGCAGGCUCAGCAGUAUUGUCAAGGACACUUCAAACAGUGGGAUCCGAUGAUCACGACCCCGCCUGGCCUAUAUCUGACAUCUGUCGGCAUGGUGAAGCCUGCUGCCUGGCUCUUUGGAUGGAGUGAGACUGUGGUUUGCUCUUCUGGAAUGCUGAGAUUCGUUAACCUCCUUUUUAGUCUUGGCAACCUGUAUAUGUUUUAUUUAAUUCUUUGCAGGAUCCACACUAAGGUUUCAGCGUUGAGAAGAAUCUUGUGCACCCUCACUUUGUAUUUAUUCCCCACUCUCUAUUUCUUUACAUUUCUCUACUACACCGACCCUGGCUCAACGUUUUUUGUCCUGUUCACUUAUUUCAUGUGCUUGUAUGGAAAUCACAAAAGCUCGGCUCUUCUUGGGUUUUGUGCCUUGUGCUUUCGUCAAACAAACAUUAUAUGGAUAGUCUUUUGUGCUGGAAACAUUAUUGCGGAAAAGGUGAUGGAAGCAUGGACGACGCAGUUGAAGAAGAACGAUCAGAAGCCUUCCGCUAAGAAAGCCUCUUUAGAGACCGUAGAGGCUGUAAAAUUUCUCAUCCACUAUUUGCUGAGCUCCCGGAACGUGCUGACCUUGACCCUAUUAACAUGGCCGUACCUCGUCUUAGUGCUGUGUUUUCUUGGUUUUAUAAUAAUUAAUAGUGGCAUUGUAGUAGGAGACAGAAGUAAUCAUGAAGUAUGUCUCCAUUUCCCCCAGUUGUUUUACUUCUUUGCUUUCACUCUAGUCUUUUCAUCUCCUAUUGUCACCUCCAUUCAGAAAAUAAAGGACUUCAUUCGAUCAGUAUGGAGACGUCCGCUCCUGUAUGGAAGCUUGGCUUGCUUAUCUCUGUUCCUCAUCUGGAAGUUCACAUAUGUUCACCAGUAUCUGCUUGCCGAUAACCGCCACUACCCUUUCUACGUCUGGAAAAAAAUAUUCCAGAAACACGAGUUGGUCAAAUACGCACUUGUUCCUGGAUAUGUUUUUGCAGCUUGGAGCUUUGUGGAUGCUCUGAAGACCAAGUCUGCAUUGUGGCUCCUAAUGUUUUUUGUUUGCAUAUUAUUUGCGACGGUUCCUCAGAAAUUAAUGGAAUUCCGAUACUUUAUCCUGCCAUAUCUCAUCUUCAGGCUAAAUACGUCCAUUCCCUCUACAAAUAAGCUUUUUCUAGAGCUGGCACUCUAUGUCUCUGUCAACAUAUUAACAUUUUAUCUGUUUUUGAAUAAAACUUUUCACUGGCCAGAUAGCGAAGAAACACAGAGGUUUAUGUGGUGAGGAGAAGAGUGCUGGCCAAUCAGAUAUCUUGGUUAUGUAUAAACCAGUUAAUCAAUGAUAAAACUGUCAAUUUUUGCAGGGAACCUCAGCAUUCUUUUAGUAAAUAAAAAAAAAUAAUAACUAUGUAUUAACUUGGUCUACACAAUGACAUGGGUUUCAUACCAGGCAGUAGUAGUUGCACAGUACAAUAUUCUGUUGGGUUAAUGAUUUAGCUUUGUGUAGUGCCCAUCUGUAAAUCGGUCUGAUUACAAUAUAUUGAGCCCGGAAGUGGCCUGUGUUCUCUAUGGACUGCCAAUUCGAUAGUGUAGGCAAAAGAGAUCUGAUGAAAGUCAGGGUUAGGGCUUGUUCACAAGAAUGUUUUUAUGCGUUCUGUAUACGGGCCGUUUUUGGUUCUGUAUACAGAACUCAAUUCAUUUCAAUGGUUCUGCAAAAAAAAUAGAACGUAUUUCC
Bufo bufo (common toad) is the source of this 1992-nucleotide messenger RNA. RefSeq names its product dol-P-Glc:Glc(2)Man(9)GlcNAc(2)-PP-Dol alpha-1,2-glucosyltransferase-like. The record is from RefSeq and is a predicted model, not a curated record. Gene Ontology annotation, cellular component: endoplasmic reticulum. The transcript is spliced from 4 exons. Gene Ontology annotation, biological process: dolichol-linked oligosaccharide biosynthetic process; protein N-linked glycosylation. The coding region runs from base 139 to 1542 and encodes 467 amino acids. Lineage: Eukaryota; Metazoa; Chordata; Amphibia; Anura; Bufonidae. Gene Ontology annotation, molecular function: dolichyl pyrophosphate Glc2Man9GlcNAc2 alpha-1,2-glucosyltransferase activity.